AUGUUUCUUUCACUCAUCAUCAUAGCCAUUUGUAAGGAUACAGUUAUUUGUUCUAAUUCUUUAAUCAAGAGAUCAGGAUGGUACCAACAACAAAGACAAAGAUAUAGUAAAAGCAAAACAAAGAUUUAUAGACUAAACGACAAUCCACCUUGGAUGAACCAAUUCGCUCCACGGAUCAUAGACCUUAUGAUUAGAGUAUUGGACAGACACGCUGAAAAGAAGACCACAACCACUAGAAACAAAACUAUCAUAUGUUUGGUUUUAUUUUCGCAAUGGCGUGUGAUUCGACAUCUUUAA
This is a messenger RNA of Cavenderia fasciculata, 297 nucleotides long. RefSeq lists its product as uncharacterized. Bases 1 to 297 code for a protein of 98 amino acids. The transcript has 2 exons. Lineage: Eukaryota; Evosea; Eumycetozoa; Acytosteliales; Cavenderiaceae. The record is from RefSeq and is a predicted model, not a curated record.